ACAUUAUAUUGUGCCCGUAUAAACCGUUACAUAUGGACAAAUCGAAGAGGUAUACAAACUAGCAUUAUACCCUGUACCAAUCGAACUUAACUUAUCCAAAAUAAGGUAACGGGUCGCAAUGGGAUAUUCAAGUUUAAUAUGUGUACAUACAUACAUUUUAUUUCUGAUAUUGUUUUGAAUUAUCGAAUUAUAAAAUAUUGGUUGUGUUUAAGAUUUUUAUCAACGUAGAUCCGUUUUGGGUAUGCACACGCACAUGCAGGUUCAAUUGUUAUUUUCAAGCAUUCAUGUUCCAUCCCUUUUGCACUACGCCACUGUCACAGCCUUUGAUCCACUGAGAUCUUUACCCAUUGCCUUGUCAAAUUUCCCUCAGUCAGUCUUCUGCUUGCCUCGCUGCUGUUUGGUUCGUCGAUGGUCUGCUGAACAAUUGUUUAUUCUAUCCGAUCUCCGGUUCCCUUUUUUGUUUUGUGUUUAUUUAAAAUUCGAAUAGCUCUGUGCCACAAACACAUUUGCACCAUGCAUAGCAUGCGUCUUUGGAAUCUCAAGCGGCUCUCGUUGCUGCUCAGCGCGGUCUUCUUGAUAUACUUCUUUGUUUUCUCCGGCGGCUAUCAUAAAUAUCAAAUAGACGGCGUUAUCGGCAAAGCGAAACCGGAAGCAGUUUGGGAAUAUGUGGCGGACUUUAAUAAAAUGCGCUUGCUGAAUCCCACAAUCAUAAAUUUCAAGAUUCUGGCCGAUCAUGGCCACGCCCAUGACUGGCGCUACACGGUGCAGUAUACGGAACGGCUGUCGCACUGGCCCCACUGGCUAAAUGAAGCCACCGCCAAAUAUGUGGUUACCAAGACGAUGCCGGGUGUCCAUCCACCAGCCUGGGCCAUCCAAUCGACGCAUAAGACGUGCUUCUUUCGCGGACUUUAUUGCUUGCACUCGCUUAGCGAGUUCAGUUUCAGCGCCCUCGGCAGCGACACAUAUGCGAAUGAGAAGAUCCAAUAUCAGUGCCCGCCGCUCCUAGGCAGCGCUUGUCGACGUGAGCUCGAGUUCCAGCGCCGCGCCGUUAUGCACAAUCUGACGCACAUUUUCAAGCGAACCUAGCUCCAGCGUGCCACAAAAAAGCAAAAGAAUCGUUUUCCAUUCUAAUCUGUUUGCCGUAUAUGUAUUUCCACAUCCAUACACUUGCACAUUUCAUUGAGUGCACAUAAACAAAACAUUUGCAUUUAGCUAAAUUAACUAAUAAUUGUUGCUAAAUUUAUCUGAAUUGUAAAAAACUGAUUAAAAUAUGCAUGUGAACUAAAUGGA
This is a messenger RNA of Drosophila virilis, 1290 nucleotides long. RefSeq lists its product as uncharacterized. The record is from RefSeq and is a predicted model, not a curated record. NCBI's taxonomy places the organism in Eukaryota, Metazoa, Arthropoda, Insecta, Diptera, Drosophilidae.